AUGGAUGAAAUCCAACCACAAAAUGAAAUAUACGGAAUGACUAAAGCAUGGUCACGCUAUAACGAUUACCUGUACUCAAUAAUAAACCAAUUGCUGUCAUUAACAUACGCACAUAAAUAUUUCGGCUCUAAUGAAACAUGUGAAGUGUUGAAGAAUAUAUACGGAAUAUUGAAAGAAGAAAUUGAACACCUGAAACAAUUGCAAGGAGAAUUGAAUAAUACAAAUAUAAGAUACAUAGAGGAGAAAAGAAACUUUAAUUUUGAAAAAAUAAGUAAAAUAAUAGGGGAAAUACUAGAUUCUAAAAAUAAAAUAGAGGAAGUCUCAGUGGAAGAAAGUAAAUCGACGUUUCAAGAACUUUGUCCAAUAUCAAGAAAUACAAUAAUACAGCCCGUUACACAAAAGAAAAACAGAGGCGCAAUAAGCUGCCCAGUGAUAGGUUGUAAAAAAAGAGUAGCAAAGGAGUACUUGCACAGGGACUUGGAGCUAGGAUACUUUAGAAAGAAGAAACAGUUCCGCAAAUCAGUAGAAAACAUAAACAAUAACCUGAUUAAGCCCUUCAUCCUGGUAUGA
Theileria orientalis strain Shintoku is the source of this 570-nucleotide messenger RNA. RefSeq lists its product as hypothetical. NCBI's taxonomy places the organism in Eukaryota, Apicomplexa, Aconoidasida, Piroplasmida, Theileriidae. The record is from RefSeq and is a predicted model, not a curated record. The transcript is spliced from 4 exons. The coding region runs from base 1 to 570 and encodes 189 amino acids.